AUGGAAGUUUCGGCUUUUGAUCCGUUAACAAUCAACUUCGACUAUUCAGUCCCACCACCACCAAUGGGAUGUCUGUAUGAGAGUCCUCAUUGUAAUGGUGACGCCGGUGCACACAGUCCUGCGCCACCUUCCAAUAUUCAGCGAAAAACGGUUUACAAAAAUGGAACUGUAGAGUUGACCAUAAUUGACGAUGAACCGUCACCAUCUAUUCCUUACAGUAGCCGGGACGCAAGUGAUCAACCCGAUGAAAUUGCCAAGAAUCUAUCGGGUGUUGGCGAGUUGCUUUCAACACUUAGAGGCGAGGAAGUUGUUGACAGAAAGCGCAUAAUCCUUGACAGUUAUGGACUGGACAUCAAUAGGCCAAGAAGGCCGCUACCAGAAUGUCGGAUUGCCCAAGUAGUGCAGCGCAUUGCAUUUGGAGAUCACCAAGAUCCGUGCGAUUUACCGCCUCCUCCACCUCAUCCAACGGAUGUCGUAUCGGUACGUAAACUUAUGCGAUCGAAAAUGGUUCGAUGUAAGCGCUGUAAAAACCGCUUCAUAGAAAAAAACAUUUAUGAGCGGCAUCUGAGGGAUAGACAUCCUGAGGAUUAUACUGCAUAUAUCGAGGAACAGGUCGGUGUUUCUCAUGAUCAGUUUGCUUUAAAUGUGUGUGUUUUGGUGAACAAAAUACUUAAUGAGGCUGAAAUGGAACAGCAACGACAAGAAGAAAUUGAAGCAAACCGGAUUGAAGAGCUUCAAACUGGAGGUUUCAUUCCUCCAGAGUCAGAAAUCGAGGCUUCCUCCUUUGAAGUUGACAUUGAAGGAAUUCCGCUUCCUGGUGAGAAUAAUGGUGGAGUAGCCCCUCGUUUUGAUCAAUAUGGCAGAUUGAAACAACUAAAACGUCCGUAUAAAAAGAAGAUAUCUCCCCAAUGCCCAUUUUGUGACAAACGGUUUCGUAACGAAUAUUCGCUUAAAAAGCACUUUGUAAAGAAACACGCUGAACUAGUUGAAUUCAAGCAAUGCACGAGAUGUUACAAGUGCGUGAAAGAUGAUGAAGAAAUGGAGAAUCACCUUUGUGAAUUGACAUUUGUCUGCUUCGAGUGCACACCAAUUCGUAAUCUCUGCAGCGACGUACGACUACUUAAUCACAGAAAGAAGUUUCACCGAGGUGCAAAUUCUGGCUUCAAAUGUAACCUGUGCAAUUUGAAAUUCUUAACUCCGCGAAAGCUGCGAAAGCAUAAGAAGAUGUCUCACGUAUUCACAAAAACCUAUCAGUGUCACUUUUGUGAAGAGAUUUUUAUCAGUGAAGUUGCGGUGAUGACACAUGAAAGAAUCCAUACAGGAAUGAUAAAGUUUGAAUGUCGUAUAUGCGAUUAUAAGGCAAAUCGCUUCAUUCAAAUGGAUGAACACUGUAAAAACGAGCAUGGCUAUAUCUGCUCUAUCUGUCAGGAAAAAACUGCCGAGUGGAGCGAUAUGAAACAUCAUACGCUAGUAAAGCACGGCGGGUAUCUGGCUACAGAACAGAAUGCUGGUGAGACUAACUAA
Molecule: messenger RNA, 1524 nt
Organism: Strongylus vulgaris
Lineage: Eukaryota; Metazoa; Nematoda; Chromadorea; Rhabditida; Strongylidae
Source: the annotation of a GenBank genome assembly